AUGGCAACGCAGGUGUUACCUGAAGUCGGCACGCGCUUGAACCAUUUGGGAUUUCUAGGGACUGUCAGAUUCGUGGGAGCAGUAGGGAAGACCUCAGGCGUCUGGUUAGGUGUCGAAUGGGACGACCCACAACGGGGGAAACACGAUGGCGUGAAGGACGGGUCGCGUUACUUUACUUGCAUAGUACCAAAUUCCGGCUCUUUCAUCAGACCAUCUGCGGCCAUCUCAUAUGGAACAUCGUUCUUGACAGCCUUGGUAUCAAAGUACGUGGAGCUGCCGCGAAAUUCCGAUGUUCUGGAGACUGUUGUAUUGGGAUCUUCCCAUGGCGCGAUAGAAGUAGAGGCCGUCGGUCUGGAUAAGAUUAGAGGAAAUCUUGCCAAUCUCGAACGGUUGCGGGAGGUGAGCUUGGAUGAUGAAGGAGUUUCAUCUGCCGAUCCACCUUGGGCGAUUAGACGGACAUGCCCAGGAAUACGUGGACUUGACAUGUCCAAGAACUUGAUUCCCACUUGGGACAUUGUCGCGUCGAUAGUCACCGAGCUGCCCCUUCUUCAGAGGCUGGCACUCAACCAGAACCGACUGCGACCACCGCAGGACAUCCACCUUGCGGCAGCCGCCUUUAGAGCCCUGCGCGAGCUGCAGCUGAGCUCGACUAUGACUACCUGGGAAGAAAUGCAAGAAGUGAUCAGCUACAUGCCUGCGCUCCGGCUGAUCGAGAUGGGGUACAACAACUUACAGGCGAUACACACCGAUCCGUCUGCAACGUCGGGUAUCAACGCCACUUUGGAAGUUAUCAAUUUAGAUAGCAACGCUAUACGCAGCUGGUCCAAUACAUGUCAGGCUGUAGGACCGUACUCAGGGCUGCAGCGCGUCGUAUUAGGGUCGAAUUGUAUUGAAACCAUUCCUCCUCUGGACACGCCAAAAUCUCCUGUUGCCCAUUUGAACCAUAUAUCGUUCUCCUUCAACCUUCUGAAUUCUUGGCGAGACAUUGACACUUUAACACUGUGGUGUCCCCAGCUAGAGUCUUUGACACUUACGGGCAACCCCCUGGUAGAAGAUCCGGUAACAGGCAAGAAUGCGAGACAAUUCGCUAUUGCGAAGAUACCUUCCUUACUGGUACUGGAUGCAGCUGUGAUAACCGCGAAGGAACGAACAGACAGUGAAUUGUUCUACAUGUCACACAUAGCAAAAUUUGGACCAACAGACGAGAACGAGAGAGAACGAGAACAUCCAAGAUGGAGAGCACUCUGUCUUAAACACGGCAAACCGGAUAAUGCGCCAGUCUCGGUUCAACAACGACAAGAUACCCUCAGCAACCGUCUGAUCGAAAUUAAUGUCCGCCAAAUCACUGAACUGCCGACGAACGAGAAGUCAAUGCCGAGGUCUCCAGAUAGUGCCGAUGCGACGCGUCUGCGUGUCCUGCCAAACAUGUCUGUGCGGACGUUCCGCAUGAAGGUCAUCAAAUCAUUGAAGAUCGCGAGAGCGCAGCACUCCUCCGUGCGGCUUUGGCUGAGCUUGAUGAACGGAGAUGUAGUGGAAAUGGAUAACGACACCAGUGAUCUGGCGUGGUGGGGACUGGAAGACGGAUCCACUAUCGUCAUGUACGUUGAAUGA
Messenger RNA from Sparassis crispa, 1611 nucleotides. Its product is annotated as RNI-like protein. The record is from RefSeq and is a predicted model, not a curated record. The transcript has 9 exons. Lineage: Eukaryota; Fungi; Basidiomycota; Agaricomycetes; Polyporales; Sparassidaceae. Bases 1 to 1611 code for a protein of 536 amino acids. Gene Ontology annotation, molecular function: U2 snRNA binding. Gene Ontology annotation, biological process: mRNA splicing, via spliceosome.